Messenger RNA from Trichobilharzia szidati, 1008 nucleotides. Lineage: Eukaryota; Metazoa; Platyhelminthes; Trematoda; Strigeidida; Schistosomatidae. The record is from the annotation of a GenBank genome assembly.
CACAUUCAAGGUCAGUUAGGUGGUAUUUGUUCACCACUCGUUCAACUUACAUACUUCAGUUACUACGUUUUCGGUCUGGAAAAAGUAACCUUACUGUGAAUGUACAUAAGGAAUUUGGCUGGUGAAUAAAGCCAGUAGAGUCGAAUUAUACAGAUUUAUGACAGGUUGAUUUUAACGAAUAUAUUGUCAAAUACAUAUGAAGAAAGCAUGCAUACUAAAACAUUGUCAUUGAUUCUACACUCCUUUAGCCUGGCAUUUAUCAUCUCAGCGCUAGCAUUAGAUCAAUGGUAUUGCGGUGGAUUAUUUACUUCAUGCUUGAAACAUUAUCAAACUGUUUCCACUCUAUUGAUAUUAUUAUUCUGUAUUGGUUCCGGCUUUUUAAUGAUAGCCUUUGUGCUUGAUACAAUCACUGUGUGUUCAUCAUCGUUAGACUAUAAUCCAACAUAUGCUACAACUCGACUGGUAUCCUUGAUCAUUGGUCUAGUCAGCAUAUUUUCUGCUAUCUUGAUAUACUCUACCCAGUUGGAUCGCCAGUAUUCCUCUUUCACGUGUACACUUGGCAUUGUCUUUGCAUUUCAAGUAGCUAUUCUCAAUUUAUUCGGAUCCCAGUGUAUUCAACGGACUGAAGUAAUUGUAGCAGAGUGAGUGAGUGACCAGCACUCGGGACAUGAUGAAUCUCGUUGGUUUCUGUGUUAACCUGAAAUUCUGAUCAAAAAUAAAAAAGGAGAAUGGAAAUUAUUCACUCCUCAAAGAGUUUUGUGAUUAAUCAUUUAGUUAAUUAAUUAUGUUUCAUUGAAGCACAAAAUGUAUCUAUAAACCCUGAAUAUCUUACACGUGAGCUAUGUAAUACUUAGAUUUGUUAAUGUUUAACUUUGGCGGUUGGCUGAUUUUUGAAUUAUUAUUGCUCAAACAAAAGCUCAUCGAUACUGUUGCUUUGGUUGCUAUAUAUGUGUAUAUGUAAUUGUUAUUAUUAUUGCAUAUGUACUAAAAAUACUUCAUGCAGUUAAU